Messenger RNA from Paramecium sonneborni, 552 nucleotides. Lineage: Eukaryota; Ciliophora; Oligohymenophorea; Peniculida; Parameciidae. The record is from the annotation of a GenBank genome assembly.
AUGAAGAAGAUGAUGAAUAUAGAGAAAAUAUAAUAAUCUAAAAAUUUAAACUUAAAAAAUAAGGAAUAAACUUUGAAAAAUUUAUGUAUUAUAUGGUAAUAAUUCCAUUUAUUUAGAUUUGAAUAGGAUAUAUUUUUACAAAAAGAAAUCUCCAUUUACCCUUUAGAUAAAGAAUUAUUUAAAUUAAUUUUUAACUUAUUUGAUGAAAAUAAAUCAGAGCUCUUAGAUUUUAGAGAAUUUCUUAUUUGUUUAAGCAUUCUAAUAAGAGGUUCUUUUGAUGAAAAAUUUAAAAUGAUUUUUUUAGCUAAUACAUCAAAAAUUUUGUAAUUUAAUGAUUUUGAAGCACUUUUAUUAAUACUCAUCGCUUAAUAUAUUCAAAUAACUAAAGAAUAUUAGCAAUUUAUAGAAAGAAUAAAAAGACCUUCAUUCACUUACUUUGACAUGUUAAAUGUAUUAAAAGAUCCUUUCAUUAUUCAAAUAGAAUUGUUAAAGAAGUAAAAAAAAUCAGGGAUUAAGAAAUGUGCUAAAUAAAAUAGAAUAAUAAAUGAAUGA